Messenger RNA from Psylliodes chrysocephalus, 945 nucleotides. The record is from the annotation of a GenBank genome assembly. Lineage: Eukaryota; Metazoa; Arthropoda; Insecta; Coleoptera; Chrysomelidae.
AUUAAAGAUAAGAAGAAUUUGGCUGUAUGUGAAAAGAGAAACGCCAUAGAAUUACAGAAGAAGAAAUAAAUCUUCUGACGUAUGUCAUUUUGUCAUUAUUUUGACAUAAAACUGACAUUAAUUUAAUAAAAUAAAAAGACGCCUACUAAAUUUAUCAAUUUUACUAUUUUUUAAUUAUUAUAAGAAACUAUGCUGGUUUUAGUAUUAGGGGAUCUUCACAUUCCGCAUAGAUGUAGCAGUUUACCAGCCAAAUUUAAAAAGUUAUUAGUGCCUGGUCGAAUACAACACAUCUUAUGUACAGGAAAUUUAUGCACGAAAGAAUCGUACGACUAUUUAAAAACGUUGGCUAGUGAUGUACAUGUAGUGAGGGGUGAUUUUGAUGAUAAUCUUAACUACCCGGAACAAAAAGUGGUAACGGUAGGUCAAUUUAGGAUAGGAUUAUGCCAUGGCCAUCAGGUUGUACCAUGGGGCGAUCCAGAAUCUAUAGCAUUAAUACAGAGACAAUUGGAUGUGGAUAUUUUGAUUUCUGGACAUACACACAAAUUUGAAGCUUAUGAACAUGAAAAUAAAUUCUAUAUUAAUCCUGGAUCUGCAACGGGGGCCUAUAAUGCUUUGGAUACGUCUAUAACGCCCUCUUUUGUAUUGAUGGAUAUUCAAAACACAACAGUUGUAACAUAUGUAUAUCAGCUUGUAGGUGAAGAUGUAAAAGUUGAAAGAAUUGAAUAUAAGAAAAAUUAAAUGGCUUUCUGUUAUUAAGUUGAAAAUAUAUUGUGGACUUGUUUAAAUAUAGUAUGAGUAAUCCAUUUACAUUUGUGAAAAUCUAUUGUAUAAGAAAUAAGAGUAUAAAAUUACUAAUACUAUAUUUAUUUGAUCAAGCAUUUAUUAAAAAAUCGUAUUUAAGUAUGAUUUUGUUUCUAAAUAAGUGAAAAAGUAUCUUAUUGGUGC